Leptopilina boulardi is the source of this 4607-nucleotide messenger RNA. Its product is annotated as carboxyl-terminal PDZ ligand of neuronal nitric oxide synthase protein-like. NCBI's taxonomy places the organism in Eukaryota, Metazoa, Arthropoda, Insecta, Hymenoptera, Figitidae. Gene Ontology annotation, molecular function: nitric-oxide synthase binding. Bases 2711 to 4441 code for a protein of 576 amino acids. The transcript is spliced from 7 exons. The record is from RefSeq and is a predicted model, not a curated record.
AAAAAAGAAUUAAAUCUCCUCUCUUUGACAUAUAUUUAUUUCUUUUUUUUUUCUUCUUUACUGUUCUCUUCUGGUCUUCCCGGAUUUAAAGAUUUUAGUUCCGCUUGAAUUGUUUCUCAUUCUAUUUUUGUAUAUAGAACCAUAACAGCGGGGAGUUUCGCGCGUUGUAAACUUACAAUCUUAUGCGAUCGGCUAAAUGACUUGUGUAUAUAUAUAUAUAUAUAUAUAUUCAUAAUAAUUUCGCGGUGCACGCCGUCGUCUGGCGUUUUAUCAACUGACGUUAUUGUGUGCUUCCAAAAAUAAAUAUUUUAAUACGCGCGCGCACCCAUGACACGUGGGUGCAAAAAAUGAGAGAAAAAUAUAGAGAAGGAGUAAAAGAUGACGUUUUGGCCGCAUUUCCAUUACCUGCAUUUUUUAUUGUUCUUCAUUCUUGGAAUGGUUUUUUUUUUUUUAUUUUCCACGCGAACAAUGACACUCGACCUUUUUUAAACAAUUAUAACUUUGCCGAAAAUAAUAUCAUUGCACUCUUUUGUCUCAACAAAUUUUUUUUUUUACCUUUUAUUGUAAUAUUUCAGUUUUAUUUUUUCUGAAAAUAAUCGUUAAAAACAAAAUGAUGCUGUAUUUGUAUUCUGUAAAUACAAUUUUUGUAUAGAAAAACAAUUUUUCCCAUAAAGAGAAAUGGAGCGGUGCAAAUAAUAGUUUUUUCAUAUUUCUUUUGUGCGAUUAUAACGUUUAUAACUAAUAACACCUUUCUGGAUAGAAAAAAAAUUUCUUCUUCUUCUUCUUCUUCUUCUUUGUUGUCUCUUGAUUCCAUUUGACCUUUGAAAUAUUUUGUUCUGGCAAAAAUUCUGAUGUGAAGAUUUUCAACAUAUUGGACGCAAGUUAUACAAAAUACUGACAAUGUGUGUUACCAAUUAUAUUUAUAUACGUAUCACUCUCUACUUGGAAUUCUAUUUAUAACGUUCAAAAAACUUUUUGUUAUUUAUCAAAGUGCGAGUAUAAAAUAAUCCACAAUAAAUAAUAGAUAUAUAAAUUCACGUAUUUUAUGUAAAUUUUAGGAAAUUAUCCAAAUUAUCAUUACCAAUUUGUUUUUCUUGACAAAUUAAAGUCGAAUUCAUUUUUCUCUCUAAUAAUCCCUCGAAGUCUCGUGAGCAAACUAAUCUCGAAAUAUCGCAACGUUAUAAAUAAAUUUUUAUUUAGACCGUCUAAAAUCAAAUCUAAAAAAAAGUGCAUUCUUUCUUUUUUAGAAUAGAAAUUUGAGAAAUUGGAAAAUAGAAAAUAGAAUACAUUGGAUUAAUCUUGCGCGUCUGUUCCAAUUAUUGUUAUAUUAGGGAUAAAUUAAAAGUCCAGUGGGAAAUAAUUAUCAUAAGAGUGGAAAAUUUUUGUUUCAGUAAAUGGAUUUUUAGGUGCAUUUUUUUUUUCUUUUCUUUGAAAGAAUCGAUUAUUGGUAACUCGUGACCGAGAGAACUCGAUUUGCGACGUCUACAAUAGACGCGCGCGAAAUUGGCAAGAGUGUUUUGCAAGAUGAAGGAAAAGACAGACGUACUACAAGAGUUUGAGAAGCCAACAACUUAUCCACCCACCCAAUUCACCUAAACCGACUAACUCGACCAAUCGACCAGCCAGUCAGCAAUCCGCUUCUUCACCACACGCGGCGUGAAAUCGUCCUCAAAAAAAGAAAAAAAAAAAAAAAAAAAAAAAAGUACAGAAAAAUAUGCCAUUGAGCUCUACUUGUGAAUCCCUGAAAAUAAAUUUGUGAGGAAAUAUAUCUCCAGGUGCAUUAUUAUAAAAAAUCCAAUUUUUCGCUAAAGGAAACGAAAAUAAGAAAAAUUAAUAAACUCGCGAGGAAACUGAAAAAAUUUUCCUUUUUCGGAAAAAAAAAUUCAUAAAAGAAGAAAAAGAAAUUUUUUUUAUUUCCAGAGAGAAUUGAAAAAAAAAUCGAAGAAACAUACAAAGGAUUAGAAAACGAAAUUUUUAUAAUUUCGAGAAAAAAAUUCUAUAUUUGAAAAAAGAAUUUUUUAGAGAAGAAUUUUUAACGUAAAGAGUACAAAAAGCAAAAUCGUUAAGGAACGAAAUCAAGGAAAACUUUUAACUCACAAAGAAAUUUUCUUUUGGCGAAAGAAAAUUCAUGAAAGAACAAAAAAAAAAAAGUUUCUUUUAUUUCCAGAGAAUUAAAAAUUUUAUUUUAGAAGAAAAAAAUCAGAAACAAAUACAGAGGAUUAGAAAAGGAAAUAAAAAAAAGGAAUUUUCGUAAUUUUCUAAUUCUCCUGAGUAUAAUUUAAAGAGUUCAGAAAACGAAAUCGUUAAAGUCUCGAAGACGACAGAAUUAUUGAACUUAGAUGAAGAAACGUCAAAGAUCAAAAAUUGAUUAUUGACAAAAAUUAUUUAUUUGAAAAUCAAUUUGUCAAAAUUGAAACAUUUCAAACCGAGUUCAAAAAACAUUAAAUUGUUUAUUUGCCACCGACAGAAUUGACAUAUAUUUUUUUUUUUUUUUUUGACAAAUGAUGAUGAUGUAGAGCGGGAAAUCUUCAACUGUCACACAAAAGUGCACCUGGUGAGACAAAUCAAAUAUAAAUAUUUAUAUGUAUUUAUUCUCUCUCAUGACAAACUGCGCACUCUUCUGACCUUGUCGUUUGGGAAAAAUUUAGAAAAAUGUGCGAUUAUUAAAAAAAUGUUUCAAGUUUAAUUUUCUUUUUUUUUAAACAAAAAAAUGUUACGAGGUGGAUUAGCAAGACAGGCCAGUAUUUUGGCUGAUGUUUCUGGAAGUGGAAAUUCAAGUCCCGGAAGUCCAGUUGAUGUUGAUGGUCCCACGCGACCAAGGAAGAAAUUAUCAUUUAAAGAGCCAGAAUUUUUUGGCUAUUUAAAAUUAAAAAAACCAUUUACAAAAAAUAAACCACCACAGCCAUUAAUUGAACAUGUGCCUUCAAUUUCGGAGGGAAAUUUGACCGAUAAUCUAUUUGAUGAAGAUGAUGAGACAUUUAAAGCCGAACUUGAGAGUCAAGCAAUGAGAGUGGUAAGAACGGUGGGUCAAGCUUUUGAAGUAUGCCAUAAAUUAAGCAUUAGCGGAGCUGCCGAUGAUAAGGAGAGAGGAGGUGAAAAUGACAGAAGUAGUAGAGAUUUAGAAAAUAUUCAUCGUGGUGGCGAUGAUGAUUACGAUGAUCGAGAAGAAAUUGGAAGCGAUCAACCCCAACCUUCUCCAACUUCACUACAUAAAGAUAUGUCACUUUUAGGUGAUAGCGAAGAUGUUAUACCGGAUCAGAAUCAAAUGUCUUGUCUCCUGAGAUCUCAUGAGGUUCCAAUCACAACAGCUUCUGCUUCCCCUGUCGGUCAAUCACCAUCGUUCUUUUAUCAGGGAACAGUGGCAUCCGAAUGCGGUGGAUUGCUGGCAGGCGGUGAACUCACAGCGUUGAAGCACGAAAUUCAAUUGCUUCGCGAAAGAUUAGAUCAACAAAAUCAGCAAACUCGCGCUGCGGUAGCGCACGCGCGACUUUUGCAAGAACAAUUGGCUGCAGAAACUGCCGCUCGCAUUGAAGCUCAAACACAAUUGCUUGUUCAAAACAAGGAAUUGUUGGAACAUAUUGGUGCAUUAGUUGGUCAUCUUAGGGAACAAGAACGUCUUUCAAUUGGACAUAUAUCGGGACAAUCACAAGUGCCAGGUUCAGCGAAUGUACCAUCGCAAACACCGACAAUUCCCGAUUUACCCGGUCUCGGUCAGCGUCAAAAUUCGCCAUGGGAAUUGGAACCGCCGGCAUUUCCGUAUUCUUUUCAACCACUUCAAACUGAAGCUCUUUAUCCUGGAAAUUCGAAUAUGGGUCUUCAGGAUUUUCAAACUCAACUUCUCGAAAGACUUCACAAUAUCAGUCCCUAUCAACUUCAAAGGUCUCCUUACACCACGCCGUCUCCUUUUGCAAUGGGAGCAAGUUUGUUGAUUCCACCAAAUACCAGGCAUUCGUUGACACACUCCUCACAGUUUUCGCCAUUGAGAGUAUCGCAAACAAAUAGUUUCACCUCAUCACCAGUGAUGUCGCAAAAAAUGGAAAAUUAUAUGAUACCUGGUGGUGAAAAUAUAUUGGAUAAUAAUUCAAGUAAAACAUUAUUAACCGCAAUGGAUAAUAAUAAUCGAAAAAUUGGCGAUGUGAAAAAAGUGAAAAAUGUUUAUGAUGAAAUACCGCCAAUUGUAUUAAAUCCACCGCCUCAAGGAAGAAGAAAUGAAAAUUUAUUACAACAACAACAACAAACAUCGUGUUCAAAAAGUAAUAUGACAAUUCGUGAGGAAAAUGAAAUGCAAAAAACAAAAGAGAUGAGGGAAAAAAAAUUGGCGAGUGUAUUGAGAACACCUGGACCACCACCAUCGAGGACAACGAGUGCAAGAUUACCGCCAAGAAAUGAUUUAAUGGGACAGGUGAAAAGAACAACUUGGGCACGUCAUACAACAAGAUAAUUUUCAAAAAGCUGAGAAAAUUUUUAUUAGUAAUUUAUUUAAAUUAGAUUUUCUUUUGAUUCUAUUUUCAAAUUAAAUUGAAUUAAAGAUUAAAUUAAUUAAAUUGAAUUUAAAAUAAAUUUAAUAUUAAGACAUUUCAAUUGAAAAUUAAUUUAAUUAUAAUAAA